Messenger RNA from Panonychus citri (citrus red mite), 1296 nucleotides. RefSeq lists its product as uncharacterized. NCBI's taxonomy places the organism in Eukaryota, Metazoa, Arthropoda, Arachnida, Trombidiformes, Tetranychidae. The transcript has 3 exons. Gene Ontology annotation, cellular component: pericentric heterochromatin; nucleus. Bases 76 to 1194 code for a protein of 372 amino acids. Gene Ontology annotation, biological process: negative regulation of transcription by RNA polymerase II; chromatin organization. The record is from RefSeq and is a predicted model, not a curated record. Gene Ontology annotation, molecular function: chromatin binding.
AGUUAAUUGUUUCAUUUUUUAAUUUCUGCAGUUUAUUUUACUUUCCAAUCAAUAAACCCUUCGAAUUAUAUCCAAAUGGUUCAUCGAAUCAGUAAAGAAAUCAGAAAAUUGGUGGUCAAGUCUCGAGAAGAUGGAAUGUCCUUCAAAAACAUUGGCCUUCGCUUCAAUUUAUCCGUGGCAACCUGUGCAGGAAUUUAUCGUCGACACAAAUGUGUGAAUAUGGAUAUCAAAAGUGAAGAUGAUUCAGACGCUCAAUCCUCAAGCUCACCUGUUAAAAAGCGUGAAUCUGAUGAGGAUGAAGAGCAAGAAGAUGAAGAGGAAUAUGUUGUCGAAAAGAUUAUUGAGAAGAGAAAACGAGGUGGUAAAACGGAAUAUUACAUCAAGUGGAAAGAUUGGCCUGAUGAUGAUAACACUUGGGAACCUGAGGAACAUUUAUCGUGUCCUGAUCUGGUCAAAGAAUUUGAGGAGCAGCUCAAAUUGAAGAAAGAGAGAAAACUGGCCAAAGCAAAGGAGAAAGAACGGGAAAGAGCCGAGAAGUACAAGGCCAGAGAAAAAGAACGUGAAAGAGAACGUGAAAGGGAAAAAAGUAAAGAAUCAGAUAAAUUCAAAGAAGGUGAUAAACCUCGAGACAAAGAAAAAUCCCAUGAUAAAGAUAAGGAAAGAUUCAGAGAAAAGUCUAAAGACAGAGAGAGGCAAAAGAAUCGGGACCGUGGCGAUGACGACAAACCGAAUCGUAAGAGAAAAGCUCAAGUCAUUGAUUCGUCUUCAGGGACACCGUCGCCUGCUCUUGUGGAGAACGAGAGCAGCUCAAGUAGAUUCUUCCCUUCAGAUGAUGAGAUCAGCUCAGACAAUGAAGGAACAACUGAGCUCGAGAAGCGCCUGAGAACAUUGACCAGUAAAAGUUCAGCGAGAACCAAUGAAAUGAAAAACGAAAGUGAUGACGAUGUAGUGGAAGAGGAAAAUGAGGAAGAAGAUGAAAUCACAGGUUUCGAUCGAGGACUUGAGCCCAAGAAGAUUGUCGGUGCCAUUCGAAUCGAAGACAAGUUAAUGUUCCUCAUCAAAUGGGAAUCGUGUAAAAAGUGUGACCUUAUCCUCGCCGAAGAAGCCAACAACAGAUGUCCACAAGUGGUCAUCAGUUACUACGAGAAAAGACUCAAGUGGGUACCCGAUUUUAACAGUGAUCUUUGUGAUUGAUCUUAUCGAUUAAUCUUUUCUUUUGUAAAGCAAAUUCACCUCUAUUAUUCCAUCAAAUUCAAGUCAUUAAAGAUUGAUAAUUUCAUAUUCAACAAAUUUUAA